AUUGCAAAAUACGAUAACAGUAGCAUUUAACUGUUGUUUUCAUUUUUUGUUUUUAUUUCAAUUGAGCAUUUACUUGCGAUGGUUAAACCGUGUUUGUAUUUUGCAUUAUUUAGUCCGCCGGCGCGUGCUUGUCUGAUAACGGCAAAAUUAAUUGGAUUGGAUAUAGACGUAAAGCAUGUUAAUUUUGCACAAAAAGAACAUUUAAGUGAUGACUUUAUAAAGUUAAAUCCACAACAUCAAGUGCCGAUAUUUGUUGAUGACGAUAAUGAAAUUUAUGUUGACAGUCAUGCCAUCAUCUGCUUUAUGGUUUCUAAAUAUGCUGAAGACGACAGUUUGUAUCCGAAGAAUUUAACACAGCGCGCAAGAGUCGAUCAUCGUUUACACUUCGAAAAUGGAGUAUUAUUUCAGGUUAUUAAGGACUUGGUGGCGCGUAACAUUUACGGUGGAGAAGGCGAGUUCAAUCAAAAAUCUUUAGAUAUGUGCCAGAAUGCCUACUGUUUUCUUGAGAGCUUCUUGCAAAAUGGAAAAUAUGUUGUCGGUAAUACGAUGACAGUUGCUGAUAUAUCGAUAAACACAACUUUGAUUACCUUAAAUAUGUUAAUACCAGUAGAUCAAACAAGAUAUCCAAAUAUUGUCGCAUGGAUGGAACUUAUGAAAAGUUUACCUGACUAUGAAGAUAUAAAUGUGAAGGGUGCUGAUGCUUUAUAUAAACGUAUUAUAACAGUGAUGGCUGAAAAUAAAAAUAAAUCAAAUUAAUAAUUUAAUAUGUGAACAUUGAUACUAAAACGAAGUGGUUUCUGGUGUUAUGGUUAAAUAUAUUGUUUUUAAAUAUAAAAUCCAUAUUUUAAUACAUUAAAAUAUUUUAAUUUUUGGGUAUAAUUAAAUUUAUGUUGCAAAUGUAAUUGUCGUAUUCGUUUCUACUAGUACCCAAUUUGUUAAAUUUCUAUUAAUUUUUUCAUAUAUAUAUAUA
Teleopsis dalmanni is the source of this 970-nucleotide messenger RNA. It is a transcript of the gene GstE13, whose product is annotated as glutathione S-transferase 1. NCBI's taxonomy places the organism in Eukaryota, Metazoa, Arthropoda, Insecta, Diptera, Diopsidae. The transcript is spliced from 6 exons. Gene Ontology annotation, biological process: glutathione metabolic process. The coding region runs from base 79 to 756 and encodes 225 amino acids. The record is from RefSeq and is a predicted model, not a curated record. Gene Ontology annotation, molecular function: glutathione transferase activity.